Molecule: messenger RNA, 2031 nt
Organism: Tarenaya hassleriana
Lineage: Eukaryota; Viridiplantae; Streptophyta; Magnoliopsida; Brassicales; Cleomaceae
Product: glycosyltransferase family 92 protein Os08g0121900
Exons: 1
Coding region: 184-2013 (609 amino acids)
Source: RefSeq, a predicted model, not a curated record
CCUAUAAUUCCGUUCUUUAUUUGUAAAUGAAAUGAACCAGAUUACAACUUUUGAUUUCUUCAUUUCCGGAUUUUGAAUGCGUUUCGUAAAGUCUGAAAUUUAAAACAAAAAAUAGAGAGAAAUAUUCAUGGCGUCUGCAUUUUGCAGUUAUAAAACAGCGUCCUUUUGGCUACGUGAUCAACAAUGGCACCUUCUUUCAAACUCGCUUCGCUCUCUUCCAAUAAUCGAUCAUUGCCCAAAUCCGUUUCUCCCACCACCGGAGACGACAAAUCUACGUCGAAUCCCUUAGAUUUUCCGGCGAGUUUCAUCGAAUCGGCGCGUUGCAGAGCUCCGAAGACGCUCUUCUUGAUCCUCGUUUCUCUCUCCGCCUUCGGAUUCUUCUCUCUCUAUUGUUCUCCAAACGCGAUCUCACACGUCGCCUUCAUCGCCAAUCGACCCGCCGAAUUUGGUCUCGUCAAUUACGCGACUCGCGAUACAGGGACCGAUCCCGACGACUCCAUUCCGCCGAGUCACCAUCAUAAUCAACACCAUUCGAUUGUCUCUCUCGCGACUUCGGGCCGCCGGAUCAGGUCCGACGCCGUUCUGUGGCCGGGAUGGGAGAUUCUGGUGAUCGUUUCGCCGGAGGAGAAGGUUAUGCCGCCGAUUCCGGCGGAGAAUUACACCUGCGUUUACCCUAACGGCGAGAAUCCUCCGGCUAGAUUCACGGCGGUACUGCCGUUCAUGAACCGUACGGUUUUCCGGUGUAGCCUCCCCGGAAUCUACCGCCACCAUCAUCCGAUCCCGACGCCGAUCCUUGCUUCGUCACCGUCGUUCAACCUCCCGUCGGAGACGCAGUGGUUGGAUCUCCCGCUCUGGAAUUUCGUCGUAUUCGAAGCGAUCUCCACGGAAACCGACGUCGUCGUUCUCGUCAAGGGGCCAAAUCGUGGACUCGGAUCGAACAAACCGCCAGAGACUUACAGGUGCGUGUUCGGCAAAGAUUCGAAAACCCUAGCCGCAGCGAGAACCGCCGUGACGAGCUCCGUGCAGGAGGUUUUCCGUUGUUCUCACCCGAACCGAACGUUCGAAAUGCCGGUGAAAAUCUCUCUUGAAUCCGCGACGGCGACGGUGAAGAACGUACCUUCGGUAGCGUAUUAUACUCCACCGAGGCGUACGAUAGCGGAGACGCGUGGCAAGUCACUAUUGUGCGCCACAACGAUGGUGUACAACGUGGCGAAGUUCCUGAGGGAGUGGGUGAUGUACCACGCGAGGAUUGGAAUACAGAGGUUCAUCAUAUACGACAACGAGAGCGAUGACGACAUAAACGAUGUCGUUCAAGGUCUCAACCACGACGGAUACGACGUCGUAAAGGUUCUUUGGAUUUGGCCCAAGACUCAGGAGGCUGGGUUCUCCCACUCCGCGGUGUACGGUAACCAAUCAUGCACCUGGAUGAUGUACCUCGACGUGGACGAGUUCCUAUUCUCCCCCAUGUGGCGGAAUCAAUCUCGACCGUCGGAUCGUCUGAUCAGAUCGCUCCUCCCUGGGCGUGGGAUCGGCCAGGUGUCGUUCAAAUCCUACGAGUUUGGGCCCUCUAACCAGACCGUGAACCCUCCACAUGGCGUCACUCAGGGUUACACGUGUCGACGUGUGGAGGAGCAACGACACAAGUCUAUAGUGAGGCUAGACGCAGUAGAUCACUCCCUCUACACGGCGAUCCACCACUUCGGGCUCAACAACGGAUCACGAUGGCGCGUGAUGGAGACGACCGUCGCCGCCGUGAACCACUACAAGUACCAAGCGUGGGAAGAGUUCAAGUCGAAAUUCCGGCGACGGGUGUCAGCCUACGUGGUCGACUGGACGCGGGUUUCGAAUCCGAAGUCUAGGGAUCGGACGCCCGGUUUGGGCUUUAGGCCCAUUGAGCCGAAGGGAUGGGCCAACAAGUUUUGUGAAGUGAAGGAUGAUAGGUUGAGGAAGCUGACCCGGAAAUGGUUCGGCUAUCCAGAGGGAAACGGCUACAGAAUGGCGUGGCAAAUAUGAGAUUCUGUAGAGAGAUGA